AUGUCUUGCGUGGGGAUGCCCCGCUACGAGGACGGAUUCCGAUUGGCUGGGCCUGCGUCGGAAUGCUCCCUCAGGAGCAAGGCUCGGAUCGAUGCCCUCUUCGAGGACUCGAGGUCGAUUUACGGAUCCACGAUGGGUGGGUGGUACGGAGGCGUCUCCACGAUGAACUCGAACCAGAUUGACGACGUCGGUACGGAUGAACAAAGGAGGGUGAACAGCGCCGUCCAGGCGCGAAUCGAGGCGAUGUUCGCUUCCGUGGAAGCCGAAAGCGGAACACCCGGGGAAUGCGCCGCUGCCAUUUUACCGGUGAAGUACUUGGGAGCUGCUCCGGUGGGUGGCCGCGUGGCCAGCGUCCGUGGCCUCCAAGAGCCGCUUCGUCAGCUCUUAGAGCGCGUGGAGGGCUCGGUGAGGGCCGAACUCGAGGUCUCCAGACGCGGAUUGACAUUUCGCACGACCGACGUCUGCGAAAGGAACAACCCUUUCCGAAGGAUCGCCGUGUGGAGCGCGCUCAGGUUACGCGGCAAGAGGACGCCAUCGGGCGAUUUCCAUUACGCUUUCCUGCCGUUGGUCGGUGACCACGAUCAAGGCCAAGGGGGCGAAGACAAGCACGCGGACCUCUAUAGAACGAUGCGGGGUUUGAAAACUACCGCGGACAACUAUCCACCCAUAUUCGCGGUGGUGAUGCGACGUCCCGGGGCGAACAGGUUGCUGGAAUGCCACGCGUUCGCCUGUGAGAUGGAGGAAGACGCUGUGGCUGCUGCAGCCACACUCUACAGAGCUUUGCUCGCGGAUCUGGACGGCAAUCGACGCCGCCCAAGGCACGCGAACGGCGUUGGGUGUGUUAGUUUGGCGUCUGUUGCAUCGAGCGUCCGAGACUCGAGUCCAGUCAGCAAGAUCAACGCCAGACCUAAUAUUCUGCAGUUGGACCAGACACAAUCGACCCCCUCGCACCCGGUGAGGCCACCCAGGACGAAGAAGACCUCGGUCUCGAGCUCCGUCACCGAGGAGGAGACUGGAAAACCAGGGGACGUGCAGAAAGCACCAAGAAGAAAGAAGAAGAACUCCGACAUCAAGGCGGAGGAUAUCCUGGAGGCUCGAGGAGCAAGACGCGACUCGAAUCCAAAGGACAAAACGAGUCCACUGCCUCAGAACUUCAGUUCCAUUCAAAAGAACUUUGACCUGAGGGUGUCCAAGGAGGAGGAGCGACAAAACUCGAAGAACAAGCUGUUCGGAAGCAAGGCCAGUACCCCAGAUAACAUUGAAAUAGAGCACUCGGUUACCCCGAAAGAGAAGAUCUACGAUCUCGGCGUCGGUGGCUUCUAUGAGAGGGUGUCGAACAGAUACGAGAAGCUUCCCGUGAAGAGCAACAGCCCGGGGAAACAGAGCCCCCCGAACGAAACGGAGGGCGUCAAGAAACCGAAUCCCGAGAAGGGUCGCGAAUCGUACGAACUGACGCCUUUCGGAGGCGCCGUCAAGAGGCAAGAGACGUAUUCCCCCAAGCUGGAGGUGGUGAUUUACGAUAGGGUCGAUAAGAUCAGCUGCAAGGACGAGGAGAACUCGAUAUACGAGCGGAACAAUAAACGGGGUAGCAAGGAGAGGCUCUACGAGGAGCACUUCAAAGACGCGGAGAAGAUAUACAAUCUUUCCCAGGAGGAUGUUUACGGCAGCAGGGGCAGCAGGAUGGACCGGGGCAAGGUAAAGAGUUCGCAGGAGAACAUUUUCUUCGGCAGGUCCGCGCAGAGCGACACCUACCAGCUGAUCCAGGAAGUCACCGGGGACUCGGUGUCCGUCGAACGCAGACGUUCGAGGGACCAGGAGAAGGUCUCGUCCGGGAAAAGAGUGAGCAGAGUGGUCACUAUGGACAAGCCGUUGAAGAAGCAACUGAGCGACUCUACGACGAACGUGAACGCGCCGGAAUGCAGCAAACCCAGGGUCAGGAAGAGGAGCAGAGCUGGCAGCGAGCCUCCUGUCAGCCACACUGACGACGCGAUGAAGGUUCUACAGGAGGGCAGACUGAAGAGGUCCCAAAGCGACGUGGACAUGGACAGGGGCGAUCUGAUGACCAGGGUCGAGCUACCCAGAAGGGGUAGCUUCCUGAAGCCUGGAAGCGCCAGAAGACCCAACAGCAUCAAGGGUGGAACGCCUUUGGGAUUCACGGAGCUGUUCGACGAGUUCAGGAAUCAGGAAGGUCUGACCAGCGUUGACGACAUCUUGGCGGCCAUUAUCGAUCCCGAGGGGAUGUCCUUCAACGACUUGAAACCCCUCUACAAGGAGUUCUUGUUGAAACUGGCAGCGACGUUGACGCAGGACGAGCUGUACCAGAGGUCUGCCAGUAUAAUGAGGAGACGUCGAAGGCCUCAGCGCAGACGAUCCAGCCGCCGGACCUGUCUUCUAGGCAAGGCCAUCAAGAGAUCCGUAUCGAGGUUGAAAGGUGGACCCACGGAGUUCACUUCUGUGAUAUUCCCAGCGAGGAGGCUGAACGACAGUUUCGGCAGCAGCUCUUCCUGCGACGCGAGGAACAACCAUCGAAAUCGCGUUCUGGCUAACAGGAUGGGGAAGAAAAGGUCUUCCUGGAGGAUGAGCAAAACUGGAGGGUGCCACACCACUUCGGAGGACAGUGACACGUGCAGACGGUUGAGUCGGAACGCGCAGGCAGCGAACAGGAGCAGCAGCGGCUACGUGAGCUGCAGUGAGUGCAGCUACGACUCCGAAUCCUGCACCUGCGUCUCGGCGGACAAGUGCUAUUGCUCGUUGUCCAGGAGGAUCCAGGCACCGCCAGCCGUAGCCAACGAAGUUGUAUGCGCCUGCGACACGGACAGCUGCUCGGAGAGCAACAAGUGUUACUGUGCACGACAAUCGAUCCAACCCACGAUACUGGAGCAAUUGAGACAACGGGGAAUCGUGCCCUCCGAGAGCACUUUGAGCAGAGGGGGAAGCCCGGACAGGAGCCGAUCGACGAAAGCAAGCAGGAGUCGAACGCCCUCCCAAGGUUUGGAUGUACUCAAGAAGCAGUCGUCGUCAAGCUACGGCAGUUCGAACAACCUUGCCCUGGAUUACGACCUCUUCAAUCCAGGACGAAAGUCUCAGCAGUCUUCCGACAGCGAAAAGGUGCUAGUCGUUAGUGCCAGGGACACUCAAGGCCGUUUGGUGUACGUCGGUGGCGCGGAGAGGGACAAAAAGUGUCUCUCCCACUGUCCCAGUAGGUCCGGGGGGCACCACGAAGCCCUUUCGAUUAAGAAAAGCGCAGAGAUCGCGGCUAUCUUUGGCGCUGAUUCGAACAGAAUCAGUAGACGAGCCAGUAACGCCUCUAGCAUCAGGAGUUCGAUUAGUUUGGAAGCCGGUCUAGGUUAUUUACCGUGA
Molecule: messenger RNA, 3360 nt
Organism: Colletes gigas
Lineage: Eukaryota; Metazoa; Arthropoda; Insecta; Hymenoptera; Colletidae
Exons: 7
Coding region: 1-3360 (1119 amino acids)
Source: RefSeq, a predicted model, not a curated record